UUCAAGACUUUCUCCAAUUUUUUAGCCUUCAGUAUUCUUAUCCAAUUCACUUCAUAUCUGCAGAGUGAAAUUACCAUGGCGACUCCUAGCGCUUAUCUUGCGGAAGCUUAUGUGAUGGGGAAACAAUACAAGGAGAAGAUGAAGACAGAACUGGAAACUAAUGAUACCAAAAAGCAACAUAAUGAUCCUAAAACCUCACCCUCCUCCUCCUCUUCUUCUUCUUCUUCGGGUGGUUGCUUUUCCAUGAAAAUAUUCAAGAAAGCCCAUCCAAAAACCGCUCCUCCGCCAUCGGAUUCCGCCGUGACACGCCGUGGAGUAGGAUAUGAGAGCUAACAGUUGCUAUAGCUAUAUAUAUAUAUUACUGUUCUAGGAAUGUUUUUAAAGCCACUGUAUUGUUUUUUCUUUUUCGUUUCUUUAUUUCAUGUGUUUGGAAUUCAUGAACUCAACUAGAGUGAAGAAGUUCAUGAUAAUUAAAAAGAUUUACUUGUAUAUGCGGAUAAUGACAUGAUUCUCUAAUUAUACAACUCCACAGAAUUUAUUUAA
Nicotiana tabacum (common tobacco) is the source of this 543-nucleotide messenger RNA. The record is from RefSeq and is a predicted model, not a curated record. Lineage: Eukaryota; Viridiplantae; Streptophyta; Magnoliopsida; Solanales; Solanaceae.